AUGCCCCCCGCCCACCGCCACCGUCCGCGUGGGGCUGGAUCACAUGCACUUGAACCGGAUCACUCACUCACCGGGUCGCCGGGGUCUCAGCAUCGAGGCCCUAAUCGAAGCGUCCUUGCAUCUUCUGCCUCACUCACUCUGCACCUCUUCCUCGGAGGCUCAGGCUUUCUGCUCGUCGGUGUGCAUGUGUGUGUGUGUAUUCCGUGCUGUAUGUAA
This is a messenger RNA of Protopolystoma xenopodis, 216 nucleotides long. Lineage: Eukaryota; Metazoa; Platyhelminthes; Monogenea; Polystomatidea; Polystomatidae. The record is from the annotation of a GenBank genome assembly.